Molecule: messenger RNA, 1944 nt
Organism: Cordyceps fumosorosea ARSEF 2679
Lineage: Eukaryota; Fungi; Ascomycota; Sordariomycetes; Hypocreales; Cordycipitaceae
Product: phosphate transporter
Exons: 5
Coding region: 1-1944 (647 amino acids)
Biological process (GO): transmembrane transport
Cellular component (GO): membrane
Molecular function (GO): transmembrane transporter activity
Source: RefSeq, a predicted model, not a curated record
AUGCCGCUCGGGUCACCCUUUGGACCUAGGAACCGUGGUUUUCUCGGGGCAGACAGCUCCGCUCUCCCAACUCAGGAUCUGCAGGACCGCCAUCAAUUGCGAUAUGAACUCGACCUCAACUCGUGGAAUUUUCGAAUUUGGGGUGUCGCUGCCUCGGGCUUUUUGACUGACUCAUACAAUCUUUUCUCGACUAAUGUCAUUCUCGCUUCCAUCUCAUUUGUAUAUUAUCCGCAUGGUCGCGAAUGGCCUGGUCUUCUCAUUAAUCUCUUUACACUCCUCGGCUCAGUUCUUGGCCAGCUUUCGUUUGGCUUCCUCGCGGAUUAUUAUGGCCGCACGCGACUGUACGGAAUCGAGCUGGUCCUCGUCAUUGUCUCAACCAUUGGUGUUGCGACCAGCAGCCAUGGAUAUAACGACAUGUCCUUCCUAGGGCUAUUUAUCUGGUGGCGCUUUGUCAUGGGCAUUGGCAUUGGUGCCGAAUAUCCUCUCAGCGCAGUCAUUACAUCUGAAUGGUCCAGCACGCAAUCAAGAGGAAAAAUGCUGUCGAGCGUAUUUCUCAUGCAACCUGUUGGUCAGGCAUUGGCGCAGCUUGUCGGACUAUGGGUGCUUCUCGGUUUCGAAGACAGCAAGAAGCUAAGGGAUCUUCGGUGCGGCUUGGACACUCUUCAUGAAGAAGAAUGCCGCAAAGCCGUAGAUGGUGUCUGGCGCAUCGUCAUUGGAUCCGGUGCUGUCCCAGCCCUCCUUGCCAUAAUUUUCCGCUUCUUCCUAUUUGACUGCGGCCUGUACAGUCUCGAAGUUCGCAACAAGCCAGCCGUUGCCAUCCUCAAUACGCAACGAGUCUACGGAACGCCAGCUACUACAGCCAACUACCAUCAAAAUAUGCAUCAGCAACCCCUACAUCACCAGGGCUCGUUUGCGCUGCAGAAUACGAAUGGAAAUUUGCAUCCUGAGGCCUCACCUCAGCCCAUGCCCGUGCAAUUUUCUCGCGAAGAUUUAUACAACUACUUCAUCCGCGAUAAGAACUGGGUCUACUUGCUGGGAACGGCCGCAACAUGGUUCUUCCUGGAUGUGAGUUUCUACGGACUGUCACUCGAUAAUAAGGGGACUCUCUCCGACAUGUGGGCGACAACACCGGCUGUCCCGAUCAAUGAGAAUCUCGAGUGCUGGAAUUCGAGUCUGCCUGGAGGAACAUCUGCGGUACCUGGGUGGCGCAAGAAUGGCUUGCCUACGUGGCAAACUGAUUCAACGCAUCCUUGCAAUACUAUUUACGACGUCUUGAUUGAGCAAACGAAGCAGUAUCUUUUGACAGUCUCGGUGGCUUCGAUAGCCGGCAGUCUCUGCUUCAUUAUGUUUGCGGAUCGUAUACCUCGGCGCAAGUGGCUCACAGCGUCUUUUAUCAUUCUCGCCGUUGUAUUCAUGAUUACUGGCGGCGUAUAUUACAGUGUUCAUCGUGAUUAUGCAGCGGCUGCCACUGUGGUCUGCGUCGCUAUUUGUCACUUUUUGUUCAACUUUGGCGCCAACACGCUCACGUUCAUCAUUCCCGCCGAGGUUUUUCCCACUUGCUAUCGCUGCACCUGCCACGGCAUCUCGGCCGCCGCCGGCAAGCUCGGGAGCAUCGUUGCCGUACUCGUCGUGUUCGGCAUUAACAAGGCAUACAAGAGCCACACGCGGCAGGGCCUCAUCUUCCUGCUCUUUGGCUCCGUCGCCGUCGUCGGUGCCUUCUUCUCCUGGGCCUACCUCCCCAAUGUACAACGCUGGGUCGUCGAGCCCACGGGCGACGGCCGCGAGAAGCGCUACCUCGAGACCAAGGACCUGGAGGAGCUGGGUGAGGGCCGGGAGCGGGCCAAGCAAGCCGGCGAGCUGGUGUCAUUUAAGGAGCGCUGGGGCGAGCUGCGCAGCCGGAAAUUCGUGCGGAGGCGGAGGCGGAGGCAGAGGCAGGAGGCAUAA